This is a messenger RNA of Linum trigynum, 2343 nucleotides long. The record is from the annotation of a GenBank genome assembly. Lineage: Eukaryota; Viridiplantae; Streptophyta; Magnoliopsida; Malpighiales; Linaceae.
AAAACUCCAACCAGCAAACCAAGAACCUCAAAAUGAGACCCAAAUUACUCCUUACCCUUCUCGCCUUCUUCUUCCUCAACCCCCACUCCCAAUCCCAGCCACAACCAUUAGUCCCACCAGUCACCCAAGGAUUCACCUGCAACCCCAACCGAACCCGAACCAGAUGCCAGGCCUACGCUCUCUACCGAGCUUCCCCUCCCAAUUUCCUCGACCUAGCCUCCAUAGCCGACCUCUUCUCCGUCAGCCGCCUCAUGAUCUCCAAACCCACCAACAUCUCCGACCCAUCUGCUCCUUUGCUCCCUAACCAGCUGCUCUUCGUCCCCAUCACUUGCUCCUGCAACGCAAUCAAUUCCACCCUCGCCAUCUCCUCCGCUAACCUCGACUACACCAUCAAAUCAGGGGACACUUUCUGGUUCGUCUCCACCGACCACUUCCAGAACCUCACCACUUACCAAUCGGUCGAAAUCGUCAACCCUACCCUCGUCCCGACGAAGCUCGAGGUCGGGGACAGCGUGAUUUUCCCGAUCUUCUGCAGGUGCCCGGACCAGACCCAGAAAUCGAAUCAGGUCAAUUUCAUGGUCUCGUACGUUUUCCAGCCUUCCGAUACGCUGUCCCGGCUAGCUUCGACUUUUGGGGUUUCUGCGAAAUCGAUCUCCGAUGUGAAUGGAAACAGUAUCAAGCCGCUUGACACGAUUUUCAUUCCGGUCAAUCGGCUUCCCGUUCUGCCGGAUUCUUCGAAUUCGAGUCGUAAUAGUUCCUCUCCUCCUCCUCCUCCUCCUUUGCCGCCUCCUAGUUUUGUUGAUAAGGAGAGGAAAGGUUUGAUUCGAGGAUUGGCGAUUGGGGUUGGGGUUUGUGGGGGUUUCCUGGUUUUGCUGAUUGGGUUUGGGGUUUACAGAGAGGUUGCGUUGAGGAAGCGAGGUGGGGACGAAGAAGAGGAGAAGCAGAAGCGGGAGUUUUUCGUGGGGAAAGGGUUGAAGGAAAUGGAGGCCAGUUUAAUGGCGGAUGUGUCUGAGUGCUUGGAUAAGUACAGGGUGUUUAAGAUCGACGAGUUGAGAGAUGCUACUGAUGGGUUCAGCGACGAUUGCUUGAUUGAAGGCUCUGUUUACAAAGGCGAGAUCGAUGGAGUUCAGUAUGCUAUCAAGAAGAUGAAGUGGAAUGCUCGUGAAGAGCUCAAGAUCUUGCAGAAGGUUAACCAUGGCAAUCUAGUCCAACUAGAAGGCUUCUGCAUCGACCCUCAAGAAGCCAACUGCUACCUAGUCUACGAACACAUUCAAAACGGCUCGCUCCACUCCUGGCUCCACACCGACGACAAGAGGCGACGCGAGCUGAGCUGGAAAUCGAGGGUUCGAAUCGCCAUCGACGUAGCGAACGGCCUCCAGUACAUCCACGAGCACACCAGGCCUCGAGUGGUCCACAAGGACAUCAAGAGCAGCAACAUCCUGCUCGACGCCAACAUGCGCGCCAAGAUUGCAAACUUCGGGCUGGCGAAAUCCGGCUGCAACGCCAUAACGAUGCACAUCGUGGGUACUCAGGGGUACAUUGCCCCCGAGUACCUGGUCGACGGGGUGGUGUCGACGAAGAUGGAUGUGUUCGCCUUCGGAGUCGUGCUGCUCGAGCUCGUUUCGGGGAGGGAAGCGGUCGACGAGGAGGGGAAUGUGCUGUGGGGUGAAGCUGGUGGGAUUGCGAUGGAAGGUGGAGGGAAGAGUCCUUCUCCUGAAGGGAGGAAGCUGGAGAAGGUUAGGAGCUGGGUCGAUGAAGCGCUGAUGGAGGAGUCGUAUUCGAUCGAGAGCGUGGUGAAUGUGGUGACCGUGGCGGCGGCUUGUGUGCAGAGGGAUCCGGUGAAGAGGCCGAGCAUGGUGGAUGUUGUUUAUGCUCUGUGUCGGAGCGAUGAGUUGUUUUUUGAUGUCUCGGAAGAGGGGUUGAACAACCCUAAUGUGACUGCUAGGUAGGAGGAGGCAUUGUAAUUUUGUAAUGUCAUCAUUCUGUAAAGUGAUCAAAUAAAAGAGUGACAAUACAAGAGAGGAGUGUGUGUCUCCAAGAGUUGGAGCAGAUGGAACGUUGGAACAGGGGAAGAUAUCAGUAUAAGUAGAUUCCGGGCUUUGGUAAUAUUCAAAUGGGCUCUAAUUGUCCCCUUGUUGGAUUGAUGAUAAAGAAACGUGGGCCACCAACACCAACUAGAUCAUUAUGGCUCGGCUCGGCCCGUACCAUACCAUGAUAUUACUGAUCUUAGGGGUUGUUUGGAAGUUGUGAUUGUUAAAUGGAUGUAUUGUUGUGAAUACAUGUAUAAUAUUAUACAUGUAUUGUCGAAUUUGAUGCAUUGUAGAAUACAACGUUUGGUAUGUC